AUGUCGGACGUCGCUGCCCUGGAGGCAGAAGUCAAGGAGUUCAAGCUCCAGCUUGAAACCGUCCAAUCGAGUUUGCAGGUAGACCCAGAAAACACGGAAUUGCAGAGUCUCAAAACUGAGCUGGAAGAACUUAUAAACCUCACCGAAACAUCCAUUGCCGAACUCAAACCUCCCGCGCCUCCCGUGUCUCAGCCGCCGGCGUCCGCGGCCAAGGACAACAGGGCCAAGGACUCUUACGCUUCUCAACCAACAUACCGCAAACCGACGGUCGAACAAACGGAUGAACCGUCAACUCAGACCUCGUUUUCCGUCAACGAGCACGUUCUCGCCCGGUGGGUGUCGGGCGACAACUCGUUUUACCCAGCGCGUAUCACCUCCAUCACCGGCUCUGCGAGCAACCCCGUGUAUCUCGUCUCGUUCAAGUCCUAUGGGACGGUGGAAAAUCUAACCUCCAAAGACAUCAGGCCCAUCUCCGGCAAUGACUCGCGAAAGCGCAAGGCUGAUGCAAGCUCAGGCAAUUCCUCAUCACAAUCUCCGGCGCCGCCGCCGCCCCACUCGAGCGUGAUCUCCGCCGCCGCGGAUAUUAAUCCCGCGUUGGCCAACCAGGCACGUAAGGAGCCGAGCAAGGUGAGCGAUGGGCCGGCGCGCCCGGCCAAGGUGCCCCGGAAGGUGAAGGCUACGCGGGAGCUCGAGGCGGGCAAGAUGAAGUGGAAGGAUUUUGCCAGCAAGGGUAAAUUGGGUCGCAAGGAGAGCAUGUUCCGCACGGGCGAUGGAGUAAAUGCCCGAGUGGGCUUUACUGGCUCUGGCCAGCAGAUGCGCAAAGACCCUGGACGUUCACGACACGUCUACCAGCAGGGCGAAGAGGAAGGCUACUAG
Messenger RNA from Aspergillus tubingensis, 876 nucleotides. RefSeq names its product splicing factor spf30. The record is from RefSeq and is a predicted model, not a curated record. Bases 1 to 876 code for a protein of 291 amino acids. Lineage: Eukaryota; Fungi; Ascomycota; Eurotiomycetes; Eurotiales; Aspergillaceae. Gene Ontology annotation, molecular function: DNA-binding transcription factor activity. Gene Ontology annotation, biological process: negative regulation of DNA-templated transcription. The transcript has 3 exons.